CAUUUCCAGGAGAAUCAAUCUUUACUUUCAUAUUUUGCGGCUAGAGAGGUCUGUGAUAUGUCAGAGCCUAAAAGUUUCGUAAGUCUGUCAGGAAGGUUUUCAAACACGGUAUACCGGGACCCAGGCAACCGUGUCACAUACUGAUUUAGGAAUCCCCCUCUUGCAGCUUGUACAGACUGUCAAUUGGAUAGGAUUGUGUCGGUCAUUGAGUGGGAUCACCAGCAUCAAAAGGUGGCAACAUCGGCGUUUUCCCCACGGUCAAUAUCAUCCUCUUUGCUCUUCGUGUUGAGUGAGAUAGGAGUUCCGUUGUGCCAUUCGACCGCAGUUGCAUUUGCAAGUCGAGCCCACUGUAUAUAGCAUUUCGUUUUUGUUUUUGUUACGAAGGAUAUGUUGUGAGAUCGGUGCGAACUAUUUUCCCGGAUCAUCUGUAGGACAUCAAAGGAGUGUGUCACACACAACAACCAGCAGCGCUGAACUGUCAGCCAGUGCUGACACUUUUCGUUGGACGUGCAGCUUCAUGUGCCAUGCCGCUGAAAAAGAAAGAUGCUCAUAGAGCCCUCCGGGUCUUGGAGGAAUAUCGAGCUAAACUUGACCAGACUGAAGACGUUCGACUCAGCCACUCAAUAGAGAAAGUCAUCAGUGUCUUUCAGAGUGACCUUUUCCUCGCUUUGAUAGAUAUCCAAGAGUAUUACGAAGUGACCUUAUUGGACAGCCAGACAUGUGGAGACCCUGCCCAGAAACCAGAACCAGGUGUCCACCAAGCAGCACCUCUACUGGACUCCCCUACCUUCCAACCACAGCCUGCUGCACCUCCAGAGGAGCCUAUUGCCCCAGGCCCCCUUGUUGACGUGCCAGAUGCCCCCACCUCCAGCCUCCCCAGCACCGCAGUCACCUCACCCAGCACUUCCAGCAGCCUUGCUCCUAGCGCAGAGAAGUACCGGUACCAGGAGGAGGACGGGUCGAGCCCCCAGGACCCCUCCCCCCAGAUCCAGGCCUGUCCUCAGCACCCUGGGGGGGGGAAGGAACUUACGGCGCUGGGGGGCCGAGAGCACCGGGAGGGCAGGGAGAGCAGGGAGCUGGGCCGGCCGGAGCUGGUCCAGGUAGCAGGGAGGCACCUCUCUCAGAUCCAGAACGUCCACGGAUACGUGACCCACGCACACAUCUCCCCCAUGAAGGUAGAAUCUCUGGACUACGAGGGCCAGUCGCCGACUGCAACGUACGCUCCAUCCACCCCCUGUUCGGGGGAUGGCCCCGCCCUCUCCACGCUCUACUCCCAAAACCACGCCUACCUACAGCAGGCAGAUGUGGCUCCUCCCCCAGCUGUCAUAAUCCCUGUGAUCCCUACCGAGGGCCCGCCCCCCACUGCACCCUCACCGCAGCCCUCGACCCUACCGGAUGAAGCCACGCCCACCACUCCCAUCGCCAUCUCCCCGCCCUCCUCUCCAUCUGCGUCACAGGCACACCCUCCCCCUGUGGUGGUUAACACGGACAUCCUGGACACACCCCCAUACGUAAACGGAACAGAAGCAGAUUAUGAAUAUGAAGAGAUAACGUUGGAACGGGGUAACUCAGGCCUAGGCUUUAGUAUAGCAGGAGGAACAGACAACCCCCACAUCGGAGAAGACCCCAGCAUCUUCAUCACCAAGAUCAUCCCAGGGGGGGCCGCGGCCCUGGACGGCAGGCUGAGGGUGAACGACUGUAUCCUGCGUGUGAACGAUGUGGAUGUGCGCGAGGUGACCCACAGCCGGGCGGUGGAGGCCCUGAAGGAGGCCGGCUGCAUCGUCAGGCUCUACGUCCGCCGGAGGAAAGCCCUCAGCGAGAAGAUCCUGGACAUCAAGCUGGUGAAGGGACCUAAAGGGCUAGGGUUCAGCAUCGCUGGAGGAGUAGGGAAUCAACAUGUCCCAGGAGACAACAGUAUCUACGUCACCAAGGUCAUCGAGGGCGGGGCGGCGCACAAGGAUGGGAAGCUGCAGAUCGGAGACAAGCUCCUGGCCGUGAACUGUUCCUGCCUUGAGGAGGUGAGUCACGAGGAGGCGGUGGCAGCGCUGAAGAACACCCCAGACGUGGUGUACCUGAAGGUGGCCAAGCCCGCCAGCCUAUUCCUCAACGACAGCUACCCGCCCCCCGACCUCAGCAACUCUUACUCUCCCCAGCUGGAUAACCAAAUCAGCCCUGCCUACCGAAGCCAGCCUCUCACCCCUCCCACUCCGGGCCGCUACUCCCCCCUGCCCCGGAGCAUGCUGGGAAACGAUGAGGUCACGAGGGAGCCCAGGAAGGUGGUGCUUCACAGGGGGUCGACAGGGCUUGGCUUCAACAUCGUGGGGGGGGAGGACGGAGAGGGCAUCUUCAUCUCCUUCAUCCUGGCCGGAGGACCUGCUGACCUGUGUGGAGAACUCAGGAAGGGAGACCGCAUCAUCUCGGUGAACGGUGUGGACCUUCGCUACGCCACCCACGAGCAGGCUGCAGCAGCUCUGAAGAAUGCCGGACAGACGGUCACCAUCACAGCCCAGUACAGACCCGAGGGUAAGCAGCUCCCCCAAUCACAGCCCAGUACAGACCUGAGGUCUCUCUCCUCCUCUCCUCUGGCCUCUCCCUCCUCUCGGCCUACUCUCUUCCUUGUCUCACGGCCUGUCUCUCCUCCCGUCAUGCAGGGCAGAGAAGAAAGAGAGGUCUCGGCUGAAGAUGGCCAAAGCCAGCCCAGGUCCGAGGAGAGAAUGGACUCUGAUGACAAAGAGCAUGUAACCUCUAAUGCCAGCGAUAGUGAGAGUAGCUGCCGUGACCAGGAGGAGGGCGCCCUGACCUACCAGCCAGUCAUGCAGCAGGAAGUCAACUACACACGCCCUGUCAUCAUUCUCGGACCAAUGAAAGACCGGAUCAACGAUGACCUCAUCUCAGAGUUUCCUGAAAAGUUUGGGUCGUGUGUUCCCCACACGACGCGUCCUAAGAGGGACUACGAGGUGGACGGGAGGGACUACCACUUCAUGGCGUCCAGGGAGCUGAUGGAGAAGGAGAUCCAGGAGCACAAGUUCAUCGAGGCGGGCCAGUACAACAGCCACCUGUACGGGACCAGCGUCCUGUCUGUCAAAGAGGUGGCCGACAAGGGUAAACACUGUAUCCUGGAUGUGUCAGGCAACGCCAUCAGACGCCUCCAGUUGGCCCAGCUCCAUCCCAUCGCCAUCUUCAUCAAACCCCGUUCCAUAGAAAACAUCAUGGAGAUGAAUAAGAGACUAACUGAAGAACAGGGGAGGAAGACGUUUGACCGAGCCUUGAAGCUGGAGUUGGAGUUCACCGAGCACUUCACUGCCGCGGUUGAGGGGGGCUCUCUAGAGGAGGUGUACGAGCUGGUGAAGCAGAUCAUCGAGGAGCAAUCGGGCCCCUUCAUCUGGGUCCCCUCCAAGGAAAGGCUGUGAGAGGACAGAGACAGGGGAGACGCUCUACUUUCUCUUCUUCCUUUCUCUGGCUUCACUUGUUUUUAUAUUACAAACCGUACUCGGUGUGGUCACUGGCCCUCUCGCCCUCCGACCACACACACUCACACACACACACACACACAGUCACACACUCCAGAACACUGCACGUCUCACUUCGUGGUAGACACAGCAGUGUUUGCAACGAUGAUCACUUGACAGAGCUCCCUAAAUCGGACACUCUCAUAUAAACAUGUGCACACACACACACAUGCCCUAUACACACUCACGCUAAUCGUGGUGGUCAGGUGGGACUCUGGUGUUUUACAUGGGCUCUGGAUCAGACACCUGUCACUUCUCAGGGGGAGGGGCUACGUGUCUGACCAUCCGAUUGGGGGAGAUGAAUAUGGUACACUUCCUUAAUGUUUAAGGAAAAUGAUUUAGGAGUAAUAUAUAUGCUGUAUGAAUAUGUUUUUUCUUUUUCUUUGUUGUUGGUUUUUUUCAUAUUAAUGAAAGUAAAUGCAUUCAUGUAUGGGUUUGUAAAGAAACAGUGACACAAAGAGGCUAACUUUUGCACGUUCUAGCUUUAAAGAGCAUGUUUUUGGGCUGUAUGAUUUUGUUUCAUCCACGUCUGGAUGUCUGGUGGCUCCUGUAACCCUCCUCCCUGCCUGUGUCGGAAACACACCAACAUCUGUGUGUCUCUCCACACACACACACGAGUGGAUGCGUGUUGUGGCGUUCGACCGCCCCGAGGUUCAGCGAGUGUUGAAGUUCGGUUCUUCACUCCAGCACAAUGAGCGGUCCCUCCCUCUCUCUCUCUCUCUCGCUCCCUCUCUCUCAUCUUCCAUCCAAUCACAUCCUCUCCCCAGCCAGACUGAGGCCCCAGAGGCCUCAGGGCAUCUGUUUGUCCCCCUUCCGUAGGACCUGCCCUGGUCGUGUCCCCGGCUCCUUCAGCCCUGUCCUCUCAGGGACGACAGCCUCCGUGGAGGAAAGUCAGCGUCUGUUUCUAGUAUCCAGGGGUUUGGCGAGAGGCGACGCGCCCAAUAAGAAAUACAUGAGAGAUUCUAUUGUACACUGAGAUUUGAUUGGUUGCGCUCAGUCGACUGCCUAUUUUGUUAUAAUGAAAGUCUAUAUGGAAUUUUACUUUAAAAAAAAACUUUAAAGCAUCUGGGGAACUUAUUUUCUUUGCAUCGUGGAAAGGAUAUUAUAAAUAUUAAUAUAUAUAUAUAUAAAUAUGACUAUUUUCCUUUACUUUCCCCUUUUGAUCAUGUUGGUUGAUAAGGGAGGUAGGACAGUUGGAGGGGGCUGGGCGGUGUACCAGUGGGCGGGGCCAGGGGUUAUGAAACAUCCAACCAUGACCUUUCACCCCUGCUACCUGGGUUAGCCUGUGUUACUGAUGCAGCCGUGGACAGCCACCACAGCUAGCUGUCCCCCUCCCUCCAUCCCCCUUCAUCGCUCCCUCCGUCUCAUGAAGGCUGCGUCAGCUCUUUGUGUCAUGUGAUGUGCAUGGUUAAAGCAAUAUUCGUUAUUAUAGGAAAACCAAGAGAGGGGAAGCGGUGGAGUGUCAGUGUGUUUGCCAAGGAUUGCAGCAACAUGUCAUAUCUUCAAGCUUCCACAUAAGGCCAGACGGAGAGUGUGUGUGCGUGUGCGUGUGCAUGUGUUUGUGUAUGUCGACGAGUCUGUCCCUGGCUUGUGUCUUCAAGAGAAGUUCUGACCAAGCACCCUAAAGCACCACUCACCCAGCCGUCAGCGGGGGAGUGUCAUCAGGGCAGGUCCCUUCCAGCCUGGACCCCCCCCCCCUCCCAUCCCCCACCACCCAACAACACACAGAGAUGAUUGUUUGUUUUCUAUCUGACUGCUUCCUUCCUCUGAAACACCUCUACUUCCUGUAUGAAUAUGUAUAUAACACGUCCUGUUUCUUUCCACAUGUCUGUCCCUAUGAAGAGAACUGCCAAUAAACUGUUUUAUCAGAAGA
Molecule: messenger RNA, 5382 nt
Organism: Osmerus eperlanus (European smelt)
Lineage: Eukaryota; Metazoa; Chordata; Actinopteri; Osmeriformes; Osmeridae
Gene: dlg1a
Product: discs large MAGUK scaffold protein 1a
Exons: 24
Coding region: 525-3410 (961 amino acids)
Biological process (GO): receptor clustering; cell-cell adhesion; establishment or maintenance of epithelial cell apical/basal polarity
Cellular component (GO): basolateral plasma membrane; neuromuscular junction; neuron projection
Molecular function (GO): kinase binding
Source: RefSeq, a predicted model, not a curated record